Fundulus heteroclitus (mummichog) is the source of this 648-nucleotide messenger RNA. RefSeq lists its product as uncharacterized. The record is from RefSeq and is a predicted model, not a curated record. The coding region runs from base 1 to 648 and encodes 215 amino acids. NCBI's taxonomy places the organism in Eukaryota, Metazoa, Chordata, Actinopteri, Cyprinodontiformes, Fundulidae. The transcript is spliced from 5 exons. Gene Ontology annotation, biological process: response to bacterium.
AUGAAUUUCACCCUUAAACUGGCUUUACUCUUCACCUUCAGUUGGAUCACUAAGUCAGAUUUUGAGUUUCACUCAUUGGUGGUCCGGCCAGGGGAAGAAGUCACCUUGCAGUGCUCCAACUUUAGCAACGUCCCCGUACACAUAUUCUGGUUCAAACUGAGCGAUGGACCCAACGUCAGCAGCAUCUCAUCUAUGAUACAUUCUGAAUAUGAAGCUGAACCUUGUGAUGGAUAUCCAAGUGAUAAAUUCAGUAUGACAUCAAAUGGUACCAACAUCAUUCUAAGCAUAAAACAAGUGAAUUACUCAGACUUUGGAGUUUAUAUCUGUGGAUUUAGGUCAAACGGAUUCUGGAGAAUCUUCAGUGAAACAUAUUUACAGGUUGAAGAUGGAUUUGAUGGAUUCAACAAGCUGCCAAAUUUGAUUCUGGGAAGUGUAAUUAUUUUCCUUCUUACAGUCAUUAUAGGCUUGGUUUGGAAAAUUACGACGUUUCAUACAGCGCAAACCAACGGACAGAAGCAACAAUACAAUGAGAACUUGGACUCUGAUACUCUGAACUACGCUGCAUUGCAUUUCAGACCCAAAAUAAAUAACAGAAGACCUGCAGAGAGAGAGAUUGAUCCAAAUGUGUUGUAUGCUGCCACAAGAUAA